UAUCUAGGAGGACUCUUCUCUCCCAAACUACCUGUCACCAUGGCCCAUCGAUUUCCGGCCCUCACCCAGGAGCAGAAGAAGGAGCUCUCAGAAAUUGCCCAGAGAAUUGUUGCCAAUGGAAAGGGAAUCCUGGCUGCAGAUGAAUCUGUAGGCACCAUGGGGAACCGCCUGCAGAGGAUCAAGGUGGAAAAUACUGAAGAGAACCGCCGGCAGUUCCGAGAAAUCCUCUUCUCUGUGGACAGUUCCAUCAACCAGAGCAUUGGGGGUGUGAUCCUUUUCCAUGAGACCCUCUACCAGAAGGACAGCCAGGGAAAGCUGUUCAGAAACAUCCUCAAGGAAAAGGGGAUCGUGGUGGGAAUCAAGUUAGACCAAGGAGCUGCUCCCCUUGCAGGAACAAACAAAGAAACCACCAUUCAAGGGCUUGAUGGCCUCUCAGAGCGCUGUGCUCAGUACAAGAAAGAUGGUGUUGACUUUGGGAAGUGGCGUGCUGUGCUGAGGAUUGCUGACCAGUGUCCAUCCAGCCUCGCUAUCCAGGAAAACGCCAAUGCCCUGGCUCGCUAUGCCAGCAUCUGUCAGCAGAAUGGCCUGGUACCUAUUGUUGAACCAGAGGUAAUUCCUGAUGGAGACCAUGACCUGGAACACUGCCAGUAUGUUACUGAGAAGGUCCUAGCUGCUGUCUACAAGGCCCUGAAUGACCAUCAUGUUUACCUGGAGGGCACCCUGCUAAAGCCCAACAUGGUGACUGCUGGACAUGCCUGCACCAAGAAGUAUACUCCAGAGCAAGUGGCAAUGGCCACCGUAACAGCUCUCCACCGUACCGUUCCUGCAGCUGUUCCUGGCAUCUGCUUUUUGUCCGGUGGCAUGAGUGAAGAGGAUGCUACUCUCAACCUCAAUGCUAUCAACCUUUGCCAUCUACCAAAGCCCUGGAAACUAAGUUUCUCUUACGGACGGGCCCUGCAGGCCAGUGCACUGGCUGCCUGGGGUGGCAAGGCUGCAAACAAGAAGGCAACCCAGGAGGCUUUUAUGAAGCGGGCCGUGGCUAACUGCCAGGCGGCCAGAGGACAGUACGUUCACUCAGGCUCUUCUGAGGCUGCUUCCACCCAGUCGCUGUUCACAGCCUGCUAUACCUACUAGGAUCCAAUGCCCGCCAGCCUAGCUCCAGCGCUUCUAGAAGGAGGGCUGAAAGGGAGCAACUUUUCCUCCAAUCCUGGAAAUUAGACACAGAUUUGAACUGCUGGAAAUACAACAGGUGUUAAAUCUUAAGUACAAGGGGGAAAAAUAAUCAGUUGUUGAAACAUAAAAAUAAAUACCAAGGACCUGAUCAAAUGUCACACAGCAGUUUCCUUGCAACACUUUCAGCUCCCCAUGCUUCAGAAUAUCCACCCAAGAAAAUAAAAGGCUUUGAAACAAUAUCGGCUCCUCAUCCAAAGCACAAAUGCUAAAUGAAAUACCUCAUUAGCUAAGUGUAGAGAAGUGCGUCUUCUGAAACAAUCUCAGCAGUGGUAGGUUGGGAAGGAGAUAGCUGCAACCAAAAAAGAAAUAAAUAUUCUAUGAACCUUUGGCUGCUA
Messenger RNA from Saimiri boliviensis boliviensis (Bolivian squirrel monkey), 1568 nucleotides. RefSeq names its product aldolase, fructose-bisphosphate B (gene ALDOB). Lineage: Eukaryota; Metazoa; Chordata; Mammalia; Primates; Cebidae. The record is from RefSeq and is a predicted model, not a curated record. Gene Ontology annotation, molecular function: fructose-bisphosphate aldolase activity. Gene Ontology annotation, biological process: glycolytic process.